GCCGCCUUCCCGCAGCCGUUGCUUCGUCUCCAGCCACCAGCUCUUCUGCUGUCUUCUGCUAGUGCCGGACCUCGACGAGUAACGAACUCAGCGAAAUGGUUGCUCGGGUGCUCCUUUUGGCCUUUAUGCUGUUUGCCGUGGCCCAAGCAAUUUCUCUCUACGAUAACGUUUACGAAGAAGAACCAAUCUCUGGUGGGCGCCAGCUGACGGGAGGCGUCCAAGCCGUCGCUCAGCCCGAGUCGUUCGCACUCGGAAGUCGCUACGGCAAGAGAAACGGGAACGCAGACGAUGGAACCAUGAACGUUGCCACCAGAGAUGCAGACAACUCUGACAGCGAGGACCGUCAGUCGGUGGCAAAUUACGUCGUCUUUCUUGACAACUGUUUGUGUUCCUGCAAGAAGCCAUCUGGUGGUCUAAACUAGGACAGUCACUGGACCAAGAAACGUAUUUGCACCAUAUUUACUCACUAUCUAUGUACAAUGUAAUCUGAAAUAAUUCACAAAUGCACAAAUAAAUUAAAG
Schistocerca piceifrons (Central American locust) is the source of this 521-nucleotide messenger RNA. RefSeq lists its product as uncharacterized. The record is from RefSeq and is a predicted model, not a curated record. The transcript is spliced from 5 exons. NCBI's taxonomy places the organism in Eukaryota, Metazoa, Arthropoda, Insecta, Orthoptera, Acrididae. The coding region runs from base 96 to 422 and encodes 108 amino acids.